UUGCUUACCAAGUCUUUCUGGUAGCUAGCCAUAGGAAGCAACCUAGCUAGUAAAUGAUGGAGAUUACUUAUGGGCAUUUUAGUCAUUCCACGAAUUGCAUGACCAUGCAUGAAGAUCAAUUCCAGACAUUAAACGUUCGUGAAGAUGUGUCAUCGAUCUGCUAAUGUUAUAGACCUAGUCUCCCAAGGAGACUCGUUCUUACCUGCUUUUACAGGCCAUCAUGCGGACUGUGCUUCUGUCAACUGCAUGCAGUACUAUAUGUCAGAAUUCUUACGUCCUGAUCUCGGCCAUCCAUCCGAUUUUAUUUAACUGUGUAAAGACUACUACAAUCAUGUGGCAUCCAAAACAAUGGAUAUCUUUAGGUUUUCAAAGCUUCUCAUAUUCACUAGCUUUGUUCUUACUUCCUUUCAUGUUUUGCCUAGUCUUUCUUUUAUUUCAUUCGUGUUUGGAGACUCCCUCGUGGAUGCUGGGAACAAUGACUACCUUUUCACCCUCUCAAAGGCGAAUUUGCCUCCUUAUGGCAUCGACUUCAAGCCUUCGGGUGGGCAACCCACCGGAAGAUUCACCAAUGGUCGAACCAUACCCGACAUUAUAGGUCAAACCCUUGGAGCUGUGUCGUUUCCCCCACCUUACCUAGCUCCAAAUACUCAACCUGAUGCAAUUCAUGGAGGAAUAAAUUAUGCUUCUGGAGCUUCAGGCAUAUUGGACAAAACAGGAUCGCUGUUUAUAGGAAGAAUUCCGUUAAGUAAUCAGGUGAACUAUUUUGAGCAAAGUAGAAAUUACAUGGUAAAUGUAAUGGGAGAGAAACGUACAAAGGCAUUCCUAAAGAAGGCAAUAUUCUCUUUAACGACUGGGUCCAAUGAUAUGUUGAAUUAUGUUCAACCAUCCAUUCCCUUUCUUGGGGGUGACAAGGUUUUUCCCUCUACGUUCCAAGAUUAUAUGGUUUUUAACUUGACCACACAGCUUAAGCGUUUACAUGAAUUGGGGGCUAGAAAGUUCGUUGUGGUUGGGAUUGCACCACUGGGAUGCAUACCAUUUGUUCGUGCGCUGAAUUUACUACCAAGAGGAAAAUGCUCAGUUGAGGUCAAUACAUUGAUCCAAGGCUACAAUCAGAGACUGAACUCAACACUAGAUCAAUUGAAUCGACAGUUGGGACCAGAAUCUGUAUUUGUGUAUGCAAACUCCUAUGAUGUUUUCUCGAGGAUCAUACUAAGUUAUCGCCAUUACGGUUUUGAGAAUGCCGAUGAACCGUGCUGUGGAGGAAACUUCCCACCAUUUAUUUGCUUUAAGGGCAAUAAUAAUGCAAGCACAGCUACCUCUGUUCUGUGUGAUGAUCGAUCGAAGUAUGUGUUUUGGGAUGCAUAUCACCCAACAGAAGCUGUCAAUAUCAUCAUUUCCAAAAUGUUACUCGAUGGUGAUGAAAGCAUUAGCUUUCCAAUGAACAUCCGUGAACUUUACAACUACAACAACUCCUAGCUUUUCAAAAGAAGGACAUGAGACUGCAGAUUAAUCUUCCAAAAAUAAUGAUGUUGGAACUGGACCCAUGAACUGAAAUAAAACUAGGCCAGCCAUGAAUAUUAUUAUUGGAAUAAUUGUAGAAGAAGAUAGCAACCAUCUAGAAUAAACAGAGGUCAACCUUAGCUAAGGUUUCUGACUCAGGUAUUAACUCUCAAGCUAAGUCAACGGCGUCCCCCUCAUACUUUUUCUUUCCUAGCUCCCAACUAGAGUCGUUUCUUUUCAGAUCCAUCAUCAAUGAGAGUUCGAACUUCGAAGUGGCCUUUCCUAUAAGAGAUGGAGUUGACCACUGCUUCCCCAUGAUAAUUUUAUUAUGUUUGUCAACUACCACCUACACAUGAUUAAAUAAACCAUGGCAGUCAGCCAGAGAUGCCCCUGCUUACAUAUAUUUCAAGCACCUUUUGUAUCUUUGCUUUGCUUAAUUCGGACCAAAAAAGAAUUUUGGAAAAAUAAAUAAUUUAUUAAUUC
Molecule: messenger RNA, 1983 nt
Organism: Carya illinoinensis
Lineage: Eukaryota; Viridiplantae; Streptophyta; Magnoliopsida; Fagales; Juglandaceae
Product: GDSL esterase/lipase At5g41890
Exons: 6
Coding region: 349-1476 (375 amino acids)
Molecular function (GO): hydrolase activity, acting on ester bonds
Source: RefSeq, a predicted model, not a curated record